Messenger RNA from Pistacia vera, 372 nucleotides. RefSeq lists its product as uncharacterized. Bases 1 to 372 code for a protein of 123 amino acids. Lineage: Eukaryota; Viridiplantae; Streptophyta; Magnoliopsida; Sapindales; Anacardiaceae. The record is from RefSeq and is a predicted model, not a curated record. The transcript has a single exon.
AUGGCAACUAUAGCAGUUGACAUGAUGCUUCGCUGUGCUACUGAUUGUAGCUUAUCCCUAAACGAUUUCGAUAAAGAGCGCCGGCCGUACCACAAGAACUGUGGCUGUGCGUUGCAUAAUUUGAAAGGAGUUUGCUCCAAUGCUUGUUCCAAACGAAACUCUAUAUCCUUCUCUGAGAAAAAGUCAUGGCCUCAUUGUUCAUUGUCAACAAACAUGGUCGUCGCUUCAACUUCAUCAGUUUCCAGCAACUUCUCAUCACAAACUUCUCAUUCUACUGACAGUACUGCUCUAUCGUCAACAUUUAGAAUCAGAGAUGAUGCCAUUGCCAAUGGGGGCUUGUCAUCAACAAAUAGAAGUGGCCGAUCGAAUUAG